Drosophila persimilis is the source of this 2051-nucleotide messenger RNA. Its product is annotated as organic cation transporter protein. Lineage: Eukaryota; Metazoa; Arthropoda; Insecta; Diptera; Drosophilidae. Gene Ontology annotation, biological process: transmembrane transport. The transcript has 6 exons. Bases 173 to 1912 code for a protein of 579 amino acids. The record is from RefSeq and is a predicted model, not a curated record. Gene Ontology annotation, molecular function: transmembrane transporter activity. Gene Ontology annotation, cellular component: membrane.
AGACGCUCCAGAGUGUCGAUGUCUAUAAAUAAAAUAUCUAGCUGUAGUCUCCGCAAGCCAGACCGAAAGUUAUAAAACACACAUCGCGCGGAGACGCACAUAAAAAGUGCAUUCAACCACGUGCCGCGUAUUUCACUUUCAAUCGAAAAUAGUGCCUUUUAUAUAUACAACGAUGCCUAACCAAAAGGAGGGAAACGGCAGCUCUCCGGCUGCGAGCAACGGUCAUGCGGAGCCGGAACCGGCACCGAGUGAUGAAGAUAACUCGCUGGACGCCAUUCUCGUGCGUAUUGGCCAGUUUGGACGCUAUCAGAUCAUCAACUACGUGCUUUUGUGCGUUCCCAUGCUCUUCAAUGCCUUCUUUUCGAUCUCAUAUGUGUUUACCGCGAGCACAGUGGUGCAUAGGUGCAACAUCACUCAGUGCGACAGCCCCGCCAGCGUUUACGAGGAGAGCUGGCUGAACUUCACAGUUCCGUACAAGAACUCCGCCUGGGACGACUGCCAUCGCUAUGUGGCGAAUGAAACGGAGCAGCUUUACGCUCCGUUCACGGAUCCAUCUGGGGCGUACUGUGAUGCCGCGUACUUUAACAGAGAGACGGAGACUUGUGGCCAUGACUUCAAGUUCAGGGAUGAGGAGAAGACCAUCUCAACGGAGUUUGGAAUCUUUUGCGCCGAUCAGUGGAAGCUCUCGAUGGUGGGUACUAUCAACAAUGUGGGACAGUUUGUGGGCAUACCCAUUGGCGGUUUCUUUGCAGAUCGAUACGGACGCCGAACAAUGUUGGCCAUAGCUGGAGCACUGAGUGCAUUCAUGGGCGUAAUUCGCUCCCUGUCGACCAACUAUUACAUGUUCCUGAUCUUCGAGUUCCUCGAUAUGGCCGUGGGCAGCACUCUUUUUCCCACGGCCUUCCUUUUGGCCAUUGAGUUGGUAGGCCCCAAGCGUCGGGUGGCUGCGGCCACGAUCAUCACCAUUUUCUACUCCCUGGGUGAGGCAUUCCUCGGCUUCCUGGCCUCGCAGGUCCAGCACUGGCGCUGGCUACUCCGAGUGCUCUAUGCCCCUGCUGUCCUGCAGAUACUGUUUCUGUGGAUACUUCCCGAGAGCGUGCGCUGGCUGCUCAGCCAGGGCUCGGAGGAACGAGCCGCUGCUGUGCUGCGUCGGGCAGCCCGAAUCAACAAACGACCCUUGCCGGAUGAGCAGUUGGAUGAGCUGCUGGCCACCAAUCGCCAGAAGCUGAGUCAGGCCAACGAGAGCCAGUACCCCAUUAUGAAAGCUGUGCGAUUCUUCUCACUCCGUAUUCUGAACUGCUGCCUCUGCUGGUUCACCCACACUCUGAUCGCCCUGGGACUCAGCCUCAACUCGGUUAACUUGGGCGGAAACAAGUACACUAACUUCAUGCUGAACGGGUUCAUCCAGAUCCCCGGUCUGCUCCUUCCACUGAUCAUCAUGGAUCGAAUAGGCCGACGUUACUCGCUCUGCGCAUCGAUGCUCCUCUGUGCGGUCUGCAUGGGCGCCUCCGCUGGCAUUGCACCAGAUAACUACGCUGGCGCCCUGACAUUGUUUCUUAUUGGCAAGCUGGCUAUCACCUGCAGCUUUCAGAUUCUGUACUUCUUUACCUCGGAGAUCUUUCCCACCAAUGUGCGCAACAGUCUUCUUUCCCUUUGCUCCAUGGUGGGUCGCAUUGGCUCAAUGCUGGCGCCGCAGACGCCUUUGCUGGCCAAGUAUUACGCAUACGCCCCGCAAAUUCUCUUUGCCAGCUUUGCUCUGAUGAGUGGUGUUCUUACCCUGGCCUUUCCAGAGACGGCAGACAAAGUACUGCCCACCACCAUGGAGGAGGCGCGCGAUCUGAAUCUGGUAAAACGCCGGGGACAGGCUGUUGUGGGUGAGGAAGCAGAAGGUAGUACUCGUAAGAUGUGUUGAUCUGCAUCCGGUGUUUUAAUGGUAUCCAAAAAGGGCCAAAGAUUUUAUAGCUUAAGUGUAAGAAAGCCAAUGAUGCAUUUGUUAAUAUGUUCGUUAUGUCUUAGUUAAGUUUUGUAUGUAAUUGUCGAUUUUAUUUCAA